AUGUUGAACCAGUUGACAGGCACUGAAGGCCGACCAUCGUUGCGAGAUAUAAUCCAUCCCUGGUUUGUGCCGUUUUCCGAGAAGUGCAGUUUUAUGGAACAGAGCAACGCUGGAGUAAUCCGCAUCAAUAACAUCCCGUACGAAGUCUCGCGCGCUGAGAUAUUUGCGUUUCUUGGACGCUCGGCCAACACCCUAAUCGAUCGAAACGAGCCUAUCCACAUACUCAUGGACCGAACCACAAGCAAAACGAACGAGUGUUAUGUAGAGUUUGCUUCAUUCGACGAAGCUGUAACAGCAGUCACCCGGUAUCAGAAUGCCAUUGACAAUAACAUCCAUGUGCCUAAAAUUGGAAGUCGUGACGUCGAGGUUACCAUUUCAAGCCAGGCGAUGCUUAUGAAGAAGCUAUUCCCGAUAGCGAAAGGUGUUCUAUGGGAGGAGAUGCCGUUUCGGAUCAUCCGUAAUGCUCCCCACAGCUGGGAUAAUUUCACAGGAUUCAUCACUGAGGAAGAGAUGACUUUGCUGUGUAAGCAUGUAGAGGGUUACAACAAUCCGGUUUUUUCGAAGCAAUGCCCGGAGCGUGCGUAUGAAUGCAUGAUCAGCACAGUCAAGAAAUAUCCCUGGCAUAUGCCUGAACAUAUCACGAUAAAGGAGCGUGACUGCAUGUAUGAUGCAGGCCUGAGAAUGGUUGGACAGCUACAGCGACGAAUCAGCAAGGGUGAGAAACCGGAGCGACUGACACCCCAGCUUUUGAGCCGUCUUGCCGAAGCCAUUCUUUCUUGUCCUGGAUUCAGUAUUUCGCAGAAGGACAAUGUUGCCUAUAGAGCAAAUAUGCCAGAGCAUAAAAUGAGAGACCUUGGCCAACCACGUUUUGCGGAGCUGUGGCGUCAUUUGCAGGUUCUCAACACCAAGGAAGGCGUUCCUCUCGAUAUAAUUGAAUAUUAUAUCGCUGUGGUCCGUGAGGAAACGACUAGGAUUGCAGAUUUUCAGGGAAUUAGCCAGCAGCAGCGACUUCUCGCUGAGCAGAGAUCCACCUCCAACUACUGGGGGUUCUUCUAG
Annulohypoxylon maeteangense is the source of this 1056-nucleotide messenger RNA. RefSeq lists its product as uncharacterized. NCBI's taxonomy places the organism in Eukaryota, Fungi, Ascomycota, Sordariomycetes, Xylariales, Hypoxylaceae. Gene Ontology annotation, molecular function: RNA binding. The record is from RefSeq and is a predicted model, not a curated record. The coding region runs from base 1 to 1056 and encodes 351 amino acids. The transcript is spliced from 4 exons.